UACGCCAUCUUGGAAUACGAGAGGUUGAUCGAUUCAUCAGAAAUCGAGAUUUCCGACUACUUACAAAUUUGCCACUCGAUACAAUCAAAUUAUCAUGCCUUUGAUGCAUUUGUAAUUCUACAUGGAACAGACACAAUGUCCUACACUGCUUCCGCAAUUUCCUUCCUACUCGAAAAUCUGGGCAAGAGUGUAAUUUUGACAGGUGCUCAGAUACCACUUUCCAAUCCACGGAACGACGCGGUUGACAACCUAUUGGGAGCACUACAGAUAGGUGGAAGCUACCUCAUUCCAGAGGUUGCAUUAUAUUUUAAUCAUCGGCUAUGGCGUGGCAAUCGGACGGUGAAAUUUAGUAGCGUUGAAUUUGAUGCGUUCAAAAGUUUCAAUCUUGAACCACUGGUCAAAGUGGGCUGCAACGUGGAAGUUCGUUGGGAUCUGGUCAACAAGCCGAUUGAUCGACAAGCCUUUAAGGUUCAUAAUGCAAUGUGUGGAAACGUUGCUGUUCUUCGGAUUUUCCCAAGCAUUAGUCCGGCAUCAGUCCGAGCGUUUCUCCAGCCACCUCUCCAGGGCAUUGUCCUGGAGACCUUUGGAGCAGGAAAUGCGCCUAAAAAGCUGGAACUACUCCAAGCAUUCAAGGAGGCGUCAGAUCGUGGCGUGGUAAUUGUAAACGUGACUCAAUGUACCAAGGGAACAGUUUCGAGCGAUAUUUAUGAAACAGGAAGGGCCCUUGCUGCAAACGGGAUUGUCAGUGGAAGAGAUAUGACGACUGAGUGUGCAUUAGCAAAGCUAGGAUAUCUUCUGUCGAAGCCAGGUCUCUCGAUCGAGGUGAUACGAGAACUGAUUGGUCAGCCUCUGCGUGGAGAGCUUACGCCACCUGCACGCAUUCAAUUUGAGCCCUCGCACGACAGGCUCAGGUGGUUGAUUAGUCACUUGGCAGACGCUAAACUGGAGCAGGCCGAGAACUACCUGAUCCCGUAUGCACUUGUAACCGCAGCAGGUCGUUCGGAUGACUCCUUAGCUCGACUGAUAUCCGCGGGAGCAAGAGCAGGAGCCCUCAACAAGCGUGCCUCCACUGGCCUCGGUCAGACUGCCCUUCACGUAGCCGCUUUCCAUGGUCGACUUCGCAAUCUGGAGAUCCUCUUGGAUCAUGGUGCAUCUGUUCAUCUUCGAGAUGAUUUCGGACACACUCCAUUAUAUUACGCUUUGUUGAAUCGUCAUCAUGCUUGUGCUGAGGCUUUGGAGAAGGCAGGCGGACACCUGAUCGAGUCUGAGAAGACCUUGGGAAAUGUCUCAAUAUGA
Melampsora larici-populina 98AG31 is the source of this 1296-nucleotide messenger RNA. RefSeq lists its product as uncharacterized. Gene Ontology annotation, molecular function: asparaginase activity; protein binding. The transcript is spliced from 4 exons. Gene Ontology annotation, biological process: amino acid metabolic process. The record is from RefSeq and is a predicted model, not a curated record. The annotation marks the transcript as partial. NCBI's taxonomy places the organism in Eukaryota, Fungi, Basidiomycota, Pucciniomycetes, Pucciniales, Melampsoraceae.